Molecule: messenger RNA, 1287 nt
Organism: Penicillium longicatenatum
Lineage: Eukaryota; Fungi; Ascomycota; Eurotiomycetes; Eurotiales; Aspergillaceae
Exons: 2
Coding region: 1-1287 (428 amino acids)
Source: RefSeq, a predicted model, not a curated record
AUGGCGACCACCCCGCCCCCACCGUCACCGUCGGCCUUGCGGAUUCCCGCUGCACCGCGUCAUGGUGCUGGAUAUGACACAUUCGAGCCAUAUCCCACCCGGUCCUCAGCGAGAUUAGCAGGUCAGCGCGCUUCAAAAUCAAAAGAUGCGACUCAGCCAAUUUGCCCAGGUUCACCCAGCAAAGGCCAAUCGAAAGGAUCACCAAGAAAGUAUCGAAAGAUGGAAGAAGCAACUAUAUCACCACCAGGAAGUCAUCCGAUGUCCAGAAAUGCUGAGAGAGGCACCCAGGCUAGUGCCGGAAAUUACCGCCAACCUGAUCCUCAACCUUCUGGACGCGUUUCUGGAUCUCACGCUCUUCCUACACCUGCGAAAACACCGUCAAAGAAGAAAAUCACCUCUGAUCUUUCAGCAACUGCUCGUACAUUAUUUCCAUCUGCCAAAAUGUCAAAGGGGCGAUUUUCUAUUGACGUCGAGGACGCGUCUCCGGGACCUCAGAGCAUCCAAAUUUACACUGAUUCGCGGGACCGUAUCCCUAAGCCGCCAGCUACCCCGCAGAAUCCCUUCUUUCACCCUUCUGACCGUACCAGUGAUGAUGAUUCUACGGGUAUUCUUGACCCUAUGACUUGUCCUACUCACAAACUACUUCGCCUGGGUCGAAAUGAUGAAAUGACAUACAACUUCCGUGGUAAAAAAGUCACCAAGCACUAUGAUGAUGAGGAUGAGGAUGAAGAAGAUGAUCCCAAUGAUCUGUGUCUGUUCGCUGGUCGUGAGCACCUACUGCCUGAUCCUUCUGUGCUACAUAAUUUGAAGCCGCUUCGCCGCAAAGACAUCUUACCUCGCCAGCUCUGGCCUGACGAUGGUCCGGUUCCGCCUAAGGAAACGAACCAAGUCAAGCCUACUGAAGAGCUGACCGUUGAAGAUGAAGCCACGGACGAAGAGGAUGCCGUGGAGACCAGGGAGACUGGUGCCAAACUGCAUGGUAUCACCUCUCCGCCACCUGAGGUUCCUUCCUCACCUCGUGCCGUGCGCAACUUGCGUUCUCAGGCCCGUCGUCAUGUCGAUGCUGGUGUAUCUCCCUCAAAGCAGGGAGCUGGUUCAAAUCAACCACGCACUCCUUUCCACAACUGGCUGCGCAAGAAGAAAAGUGCUGAUGAACAAACUUCUGUCACUCCUACCAAGCGUGAGGCUGAGGUCACUCCUUUAAAACGCGAGGCUGAUGACGCUCCCGGGUCCCUUCCUGGUCCUAAGAGAACGCGUGCUACUACUCGUCAGACUCAGAGCGCCUGA